ACUAUACCCUAGCGGAGUCGCUCGAGUCCAUCAUAUAAGCCCUCGUCCACAAAGGCUCCUAGGGUUUCUCCACAGCCGUCUUCGCUUCGCUUCGCUUCGAGCACGCCCCGCAGAGGUAAGUUUGGGAGGUUGUACUCAGAAGCUCCAAUGGCUCCUAAAGUUGCUGUCGCCAAGAAGGGCGAUGCCAAGGCCCAAGCUGCGAAGGUUGCCAAGGCUGUGAAGUCUGGGUCAAUCAAGAAGAAGACAAAGAAGAUCCGCACAUCCGUGACAUUUCACCGCCCCAGGACUCUCAAGAAGGCCAGGGACCCAAAAUACCCAAGAAUCAGCACACCUGGAAGGAACAAGCUUGAUCAGUACCAAAUCCUCAAGUAUCCUCUUACCACCGAAUCUGCAAUGAAGAAGAUUGAAGACAACAACACCCUGGUCUUCAUUGUUGACCUCAAGGCAGACAAAAAGAAGAUCAAGGCUGCUGUCAAGAAGAUGUAUGAUAUUCAGGCUAAGAAGGUUAACACCCUGAUCAGGCCUGAUGGUAAGAAGAAGGCUUACGUGAAGCUGACAGCAGACUAUGAUGCUCUUGAUGUGGCCAACAAAAUUGGCAUCAUCUAAGUCAGACGGUCCUGUAGUUGGCUUUUGUCCUGGUUUCUUAUGUUAUCUAAGUUUUGUAGCUGUUACUUAGCAAAGGGCCAAGGUGGCUCCAUUGCCUACAUAUCGCCGCACACUUCCAUGAAUUUGAUGCAAUCCAAGUUUCUUAUAUUUGAGCUUUGCAUUUGAGUAUGCCAUUGGUUGGCUCAUAUUUUGUUGUCA
Molecule: messenger RNA, 804 nt
Organism: Brachypodium distachyon (stiff brome)
Lineage: Eukaryota; Viridiplantae; Streptophyta; Magnoliopsida; Poales; Poaceae
Product: 60S ribosomal protein L23A
Exons: 4
Coding region: 148-606 (152 amino acids)
Biological process (GO): ribosomal large subunit assembly; translation
Cellular component (GO): ribosome; cytosolic large ribosomal subunit
Molecular function (GO): structural constituent of ribosome; rRNA binding
Source: RefSeq, a predicted model, not a curated record